AUGAAUGUGUUAUACUUUUUAUUCUUUAUUCUAGUCACUGCAGAAGUCCCCAAAGUUUAUUCCACUUUCAUUAGUGAAGACGAUUGUGACUCAACCAGUGGAUUCUAUAACAAACCAGCAAAAGGGUUCUCACUUAAGGAAUGGCUAUCGUGGUUUAAGCGCUUUGGAAGAAAUUAUGAUUUUUCUGACUGUGAAUAUUCCAGCUUCCCCUUUAAUAGUUCAGAAUGGGAAACUUGCCAUAGUGAUUCAGAUAUUUGA
Candida albicans SC5314 is the source of this 258-nucleotide messenger RNA. RefSeq lists its product as uncharacterized. Lineage: Eukaryota; Fungi; Ascomycota; Pichiomycetes; Serinales; Debaryomycetaceae. The record is from RefSeq and is a predicted model, not a curated record. The coding region runs from base 1 to 258 and encodes 85 amino acids. The transcript has a single exon.